GGGAUCGCUUCAAUUGAGAAUUGUGUGUUUUUUCACGUUCUUGCUUUCCAUGGCGCCUCAUCUGGACGGUGCUCGCCACUUUGGCUGCUGAAAGCUUGUCUUCACCUGGAGCCUGGAGGCUUGAAACUUCUGAUCAAUCACUAGGCAAAGACCGUCGCGGCGGAGCCGCAGUUGAGCCAAGGUUGCCUUAGAAUGGCCAAAGCAGGGCUGCAUUAGCAGCCUCCAGGGCUGGGUUGAUAAGGGCAACCCUUCGUCUGGAAAAAGAGUCUAUUGAGACAAUCUGCUGACCGUCAAGAGAGCAAGCGCUUUGUGGGGUCUCAAAAAUGGCGGAGCGUGCAAGGUAUCUCUCACGGGGCACACAUAUCCUUGUGCUUGAGCUCGAGAGUGGGGACAAUUACAUCGUCACCAGCUUGUCUACAAGACAGGACACGCAGGUCAUCGCCAUUGACCCCACCAGUGGGUCCCUUCGUUUCACUGGCCGCUGGGGCGUCGACCAAUUCCCCUCCGAACCAGACGCCAUUCACGCCGUCACAUCCGGAGGCCGCACCCUUGUCAAAUCUCGCAUCGAGGGGAGGGCCAUUCUUGGCUACGCCGCUGUCGGCCAGUUCGCCCUCAUCCUAGUUGCCACCAAGACCCGCGUCUCAAUCGCGUCACUCCCAGGGGGGGACUCGGUGCAGCUCGUGACCGACAGCCAAUGGAAGAAGAUUCCCCUGAGAAGCCCCCAGCCGCAGCCGGCCUCUGAGCUGAAGAACAUCACAGAAUUGACUGAGACGGCGAUUGACGGGUGUCAUUACUUCUGCGAAACGCGUGAUCUGACGCGGCCGUUCCCGAGCGGGGCGCCGGUGGGGGAGCCGGACCGGGAGUAUGUAUGGAAUGAGUGGCUGGCGGCUCCGUUCAAGCGGAUCGGGCUGCCUUCGCACUGUGUGGUUCUGAUGCAGGGCGUUGCCGAGAGUCGCACCUUCCCCGACUCCUCCGGCCGGCAGGCCAUUGUCUCCCUCAUCGCGCGCCGCAGCCGCCUCCACCCGGGCACCCGUUACCUCGCCCGGGGGCUCAACCCGGCCGCGAGCACGGGCAACGAAAUAGAGUGCGAGCAGCUCGUCUUUCCGGCCGGCCAGUCGCCGGGAAAGCCCGUUCCGUUUUCGGUAUACCUAUGGCGGCGGGGCACCGUUCCGAUCUGGUGGGGGGCGGAGAUCAAGUCGACCAUGGCCGAGGCGGAGCUCUAUGUGUGCGAGGAACGGGCGUUUGAGGGGUCCGGCAGGUACUAUAAGCGGCUGGAGAGGAGGUAUAAGGGGGACGGGAGGAGCGCGGCGGACGGGAAGGCGCGGGCCACACCGAUCGUGUGUGUGAACCUGUUGAGAACGCAGCCGGGGAAGCCAGAGCUGCCUUUAGCCGAGGCCUUCCAAUCCAUGGCCGCGGAACUCCGCGACGCACGCCAGUCGUCCGAUUCGAUCGUCACCGUCGUCAACUACGACUGGCACGCCACCACGAAAGCGAUCGGCGAGCCCAAAACCAUCGAGGGUUUGUGGAACCUGCUCCGUAACCCGAUGACCGACAUCGGGGUCGGCCUCGGGGAGUGGCGCCCUCCGGGGGGCGAGAACGGCGUGGGAAACCUGCCCCCCGGAGUGGUGAGAAACGCCGGGCUGGGAGCUGGGGUGUACAAAACGAACGUGAGGCAGAGCGGAGUGGUGCGGUACAAUUGUGCGGACUCGCUGGACCGGACGAACGCAGCGUCCUUCUUUGGAGCAGUACAGGCCCUCUCGGAGCAGUGCCGGCUGCUGGGCCUCAGCAUCGACGUCAGCGCCAGCCUCACCACGUCCACCGGGAGCUCAUACGACCUCGACGCCCAACCGCUGAGCACCCAAAACCGCCCACGGCUUAUCGAGGGGCCGCUUCCACCGGGGUGGGAGAAGCGCAAAGACCCCACCACAAACAAGGCCUUUUACAUCGACCACAAUACGCGGAAGACGACCUGGGACCACCCGAACUUGAUCCCAGCGUCGCCGCUGCCGGAAGCGCAUGUGAAGCCGAGGGGAGUGGCCGAGGGAGACAGGUCGGACAGCCCGGCAAGGAACCGCAGCUGGAGCCGCUUCGGCCUGGGCUUCGAGGAGGUGAAGGGCGCGACGCUGUCUGCGCCGCUGGAGGCGAUGAGCGACAUGUUCAUGAUUGCGGGGGACAUCCACGCGUCGCUCUACUCGGGGAGCAAGGCGAUGCACAGCCACAUACUGCACAUCUUCUCCGAGGACGCCGCCAAGGUGAAGAAGUCAUCCACUGCCGCCAACGUCGCCAUCACGCUCCAGCGGCGCUACAUGAACAUGGUCGUCGACAGCUCCCGCCAAAAGCAGUUUGAGAUGUUUCUGGGCUUGCGCCGCCAUAAGCACUUGCCCUCUCAGCCCGACUCGCCGCUCGAGGCCCUGACAAGGCCUCACGCCUGCAUACUGAAGCCAGUCCCGGCGGUGUACCCGUCGCUGUUCCCGGCGCAGGCCUUGUUGACGGGGCUGCCGAAGGGGGCGUCCUGGGUCUGCCCCUCGGCUGCGGAGGUGCUGGAGGUGUACGUGUUCCUCUCGGAGCCGUGCCACGUGUCCCAGCUCGUCAUCAGCGUCGCGCACGGCACCGACGACUCAACCGUGCCCCGCAGCUUCGACGUGCGCGCGGGCCGGACGCUGGACGCUAUGAAGGUCCUGCUCGAGGGCGCUGGCAUCCCCAAGUGCGCCCACGGCACGCAGCUGCUCUACAACCUGCCCGGGUUAGUUAACCCCGAGGACAAAACCCUAACCGGAAGCGCCCGGGGGAAGCGCCCGGGGGAGCAGUUCUCCUCCCUCUACGACUUCGAGGAAGCGGAAGGGGCGGUUGACUACCUAACCCGAUUCGUAACCGUCACCUUCUACCCCUCUGCCCCGGGGAUCAGCAUGACGCUCGGGCCGGUCGAAGUCUUGGGGACUUCGCUGGUCGGGAAAGCGCUCGGGGGAUCCCCUCCGAGCACUCAGCAGACGAGCCAGAGGCUCUUGCCUGCCGGAGACUCCUUCACGGAUCUGCUCUCAGUGGGGGAGCCGACUGGCACUCCAAACGGCCCCCCUGCGGCCGCGCCGCCAGCUGUCAGCCCUGCGGUAACCGACGCCUGGGAUCCGUUCGGAGUCGUUCCGUUGGUUGCAGCGCCCAAAACGGAAACCACUGCAAACGGGUCCCCUCUUCCGCUGAGCAACGCAAACCCGUUCUCAACUUGGGAUCCUUUCGCCGCCCCUCUGCCGGCGUCUAGCUCUCCUAUCUCGGAUCCUUUCGAAAGCGUGUCACUGCAGUCAGUACCCGCCGAAACCAUCCAUACUUCCGCUUCAACAUCCAACGGCAACCCCGCGACGCAGCUUACGAAGUCCGGGGUCCUCGAAAGCAGUGUCAGCUCGCCUGGGGGGCAGCCUGGCCUGCCGUCCUCCACCCCCCCGGAACGAGGCAACGCACCGGUGACCCCCGUGAAUGGCGGAAGAGCGGCGGUUGAAUCGUACUUACAGCUGGUCGCGAAAGUCGGGGGGAACGAACAAACCGUGCGAUUUAGCGUCUGUAUGGAACUAGACAUUGCGAGGUUGAGACUGGGCUUGUCGGCGGCACAGCGGGACCGAGCGUUGCUCUCUGUUGGUCGCGAUCCGGCUUUGCUCGACCCGAACCGAACACUGACGGUGACGGAAUUGGUCCCGCUCCGAGUGGCGGCCAACCAGCUAGCGACACUUGUCCGCGUGGCACAGGAAGACAGGGAGGUUGCCGCCUUCGCCGACCAGGGUUUGGGGAUAACCGUUCCAGAAGGUUUGGCUAACCCGAGCGUUGAGAUCGACCUGAUCAAGCUUCAGGGGUGCUUGAGUAGGGAGUGCGAGGUCGGACGGGGGGGCUUGGCGGCGGGGGGUGCGGUACAGGGCGGAAAUAGCCCCCUGAAACGGUGCGAGGAGUGUGAGAAGAGAGUCUGCGCUGCAUGUUUGGUCGGGCCGGGAGCAGGGCUACUGAAAAAGCACAGGGAAAACAAAGUGCGGGUCGAGGUGCCGGAAGCCCGCGAGGGGGGGACAAAAGCCGAGCCGAAAGGACCCCCCCUCCAGGACCAAACGCUGUGCAAGAAAUGCUGCCCGGCGCUCGUGAGAGAUGCGGUCCUCAUCGACCGGGUGCGGAAGCUCUCGGCGGCUAGGCGGAGGGUCCGCCUAGAGACAGAAGCGGCCCAGGCCGCGGCGCAUUUACACUCCCUCAGCGCGGGCAGUGCCGUGGAGUGUGAAGCGGGCCAGGGGAACUUGCGGGACGGGAGGGGGGUGGCAAUUGCGGGGGUGCCGAACCUUGCGGGAGAUUUACUGGCGGAGUAUCCAUAUGCCGGGCUGCUCUUUGCGGUUCCGACUGCCGAAGGCUCAGCCCCGGCGGAGUCCUUCCUCGCCAGUCCCAGCGUGCAGUCUCCGGGCCAGUACUGGCGCGCGCCGUCCAUUGGAACCACGGCCGUCGACAUCGCGAUCGUGUUAGCGACCCCGGGGAACGUCCACCGACUCGCGCUCGAGGUUAGCCCGUGCGGAUACACACAGGGGCACGACACCCCGCUGAUCGACAUUGCAGUAGGCUCAACAAUCGCCGAGAAGGACUACGUCGGCCGCUGGGACAUUGCCGCCGCCGCGGCUGCCUCGCCGCACGUCUUCGGCCCCGAAACCCAAGCCCAAACCUCCAAACCCCUCUCCCGGACGCUCGUCUACAACUUCCCCAGGGGGGUCCGCACGUGCCGGAUCGUGUGGCUCAGAUUCUCGCUCAGGUCGGACACGUCAGCAAACCCGUUUGCGGCGCAGCCGUCGGCCGCAGGACUGUUUGAUUUGCUGAGCUUGGACCCGACGCCCCCGCCGACGGGAAGCGCGGCCCCACGUGCGCCGGCGUUCGUGCAUGCCAGCCGGAUCCUAGUGCUGGGCGAACGUGUCCUCAGCGACCCUUCCGACCCCGCCUCGCUGGCCCCGCAAGCCUCGGAGCGCCUCGCGCUCAAGACCGUGCUCGACGCCCCCCCCCGCGUCGUCCGCAUCCGUGUUCCGUCCGAGUUCCAGGACGUCAAACCGUCCGGCGCCGUCGUCGAACUAGGUGUGGACCUUUCCCGCGUCCCGUCGGUCGGCGGAUUCCGGCUGGACGCCCUCGGGCUCGCGCGGCGCGUCCCGGCGCUCGGCCCCGAGGAAGGGUUUGGGGGUUUGGCCGUUGCCUCGGGCGACGAGAUGGCAGCAGCGGCCGUCGGGCUAACGGUGCGAGUGCAUGCAAUUCAGAGCGAAGGUGGGGUUGGGGGCCCUGUUCCAGUAGGCGAGUUCCUUCUUCCAACCGCCCGACAGGGUACGGCCCUCUACUUCGACUUCCCGGGACCUGUAGCCGCGCGCAUAAUCGUCGUAGAGUUGGUAGGAGACGUUUCGACGUGCGGAGAUGAAGGGGAUGACGACGGAAAAGACUCCGUGUCAACGUUCUCACUGAAAGAUAGAGUAAGGCUGUAUAGGUAUGCGCUGCCGCAGGAAGCCGGCAAGUGGCCUCAACUGAACGCGCCUUAGGACAUUGCAGCUCUGAUUCGCUGAGACUAUUGACACUCUUGACACUGCUGCUCCCGACUGUUCAGUUCUACCUGGUCUCUAGGAUAUUGUGCCAGUAGGCGGUGCAUGGGCCAUGGCACAUGGUCCGAGAUGCUCUCAGUAUUGACUGAUUUGGUAACCGUCCCGCGGAGCUUUUUAAAUUUUAAGAGGCGUAAAGCA
Messenger RNA from Klebsormidium nitens, 5720 nucleotides. Lineage: Eukaryota; Viridiplantae; Streptophyta; Klebsormidiophyceae; Klebsormidiales; Klebsormidiaceae. The record is from the annotation of a GenBank genome assembly.